AUGCGCGUCCCUUCAUGCGCGUCCCUUCAUGCGCGUGCUCCCAACCGACAGCUGGAGCGGUUGCAGGACAAGAGGCGCGUGCCCGAAAGCCCGGCCAUUAGCGAGCGUGCGCGCCCACGUGCGCAUGCAACACUGCUGGUGACAGGAGAUGGAGGCCCUGUCACCAGUACACCUGGAGCUGACAAAGUCAUUCUCCAAGUCAGGAAACAAGGAGGACCAGCUGAGACCCCUCAAACUCAGUCUGUUAUCCUUCCUCAGACACCCCACAUUUCAAGUGCCAACGGCAUCCUCUGUGGGGGUGUUAAUCAUCCCCCUCCAGGGAACUUGAGGCCCUCUGCUCUGCAGCCCAUCAUACCUGCCAUGACUCUCAGGGGCACUAAGCCUGGUAAUGGGGGCUGGUCUCCAGGCUUUCCUCCUCAAGCUCCACCACCAGUCAGCCCGCUGGCCCCCAAUGUUCAUUCAGGGAAUGCUUUGCCCAGGACACAGGGGGCCUCAGGGCAGGGAGCUGUGGCCUCCACCCAGUCGACACCUUCACUGGAUGACUCCUGCAAACCCAGGAGCGUUUAUGAGAACUUCCGCUGUUGGCAGCGCUUCAAGUCCCUAGCCCAGAGGUACUUUCACUGGAGUCCUGAUGCUGAAGCUCUCUCCUGCUUCCUCAUCCCAGUGCUUCGAUCUCUGGCCCGGCGCAAGCCCACCAUGAGCCUGGAGGAGGGACUUCACAGAGCUGUGCAGGAAUGGCAGCAGACAAGCAAUUUUGACCGGAUGAUCUACUAUGAGAUGGCAAGAAAAUUCAAGGAGUUUGAGACUGAGGAAGAGGGACAAAUUGAGAUCUUACCGAAGAUGACUGGUCCUCAGGGCCCAUUAAGAACAGACCCUCCAAAGCUUCAUCCCUUGGUGCAAAAAGGCAACGUGGAAGGCCAGCAGCCAGUGUCCAUUCCAAAGAAAGCAGGACCCAAAGCACAGUUUCCGAGACAGCGGCAAAACAGACACCAGGAGACACAGAAGACGAAGGCACCCAAGGAGAUCCCAGAUGCAGCUGUUAAAGGAUACAUUAACAUCAUGGAUGGGCUGCUAGGGUCUUUGGACUCAGCCCCUGAGGCAGAUGGCAAAUGGGACACAGAAGAACAUGAGCAGCAGCAAGAAGAGGAUGGGAUUUAUGCAGACCCAGAUCUCCUCGCAUACAUUGACAAGCUAUGUGCCGAGGAAGAUUUUGUUACCAAGGGAACCCGAGGGCAGGAGCGCAGCUUCGGGAUCAACCCCCGAUACAGACACACCGGAUACAAAUAA
Choloepus didactylus (southern two-toed sloth) is the source of this 1287-nucleotide messenger RNA. Its product is annotated as NUT family member 2G-like. The record is from RefSeq and is a predicted model, not a curated record. Lineage: Eukaryota; Metazoa; Chordata; Mammalia; Pilosa; Megalonychidae. The transcript is spliced from 6 exons. The coding region runs from base 1 to 1287 and encodes 428 amino acids.